ACGUGAGUUAUCGUGAGUUUAGUUGUGAUACAUAAUUGAAGAUGCGUGGGAAUAUAGGAGUUAAAUAAAGUUCAUUCGGUGAUUUCUGAGGAGGCAGUGAAGCCAAUUGGCAAACAUGUUGCCAAAGGGGAACUUUGAUCAUUUUUAUACAAAGUGUUAAUUCGCGGUAGAACGACCAAAGAUACUAAACAGAACUCUCUAAUUAUUCAGAAGAAAGUGUAACAAGGGCACUUAUUGUGUCCAAUGUUAAUGGAAUUCUCAAGGCCACUCUGAUUGCUAAUUCUGAAGUGACGUUUUAAAUAAUAUAUUGAGAGAGAGCGACUUCCGAUAGAAAAUUCAAUUGAUUGAAUACAUUCGUGGCUAGUGGAUUUUCGGUGAUUUGGGAAAAUUUAUCUCGUCAAACAUGGCUCGAAAGAACGAUAACUUGAAGGGGAUUAACGUAUCUGUCGUUGGCCUGUCUGGCACUGAGAAGGACAAAGGACAGGUUGGCGUUGGUAAAUCAUGUCUGUGCAAUAGAUUCAUGAGAUCACUCAGCGAUGAUUACAGUGUUGAUCAUAUUUCAGUACUGUCACAGUCGGAUUUUAGUGGUCGUGUAGUGAACAACGAUCACUUCCUCUACUGGGGUGAAGUGAUUAAAGCAGCUGAAGAUGGUACAGAGUAUAAUUUUCAAGUGAUAGAGCACACAGAGUUCAUAGACGAUGCUUCAUUUCAACCAUUCAAGGGUGGUAAAAUGGAGCCAUACGCCAAGCGAUGCUCAGGAACAAAGAUAACAAGUGCUGAAAAACUCAUGUACAUUUGUAAGAAUCAGCUUGGAAUUGAAAAAGAAUACGAGCAAAAAGUAUUGCCUGAUGGUAAAUUAAACAUCGAUGGUUUUUUAUGUGUAUUUGAUGUGAGUGUCGUACCAAAUCGUACAAUUGAAAAACAAAUUGAAAUUGUAGCCAAUAUACUUAAUAAUUUGAUUAAAACUAAAAAACCAGUUGUACUUGUUACAACGAAAAAUGAUGAUGCUAAUGAGCAAUAUGUCAAGGAGGCUGAGAAAUUGAUAAUGAGAAAGGAGUACAAAAAUUCAAUAGUUGUUGUUGAAACAUCGGCACAUGAGAAUAUUAACAUCGACAAUGCAUUUCUAGUCUUGGCACAAAUUAUUGAUAAAACGAAAAUGAGGAGUAAGGUUGUACCGUUCGCUGAGGCAGCUAGGGCACGCAAGGAACUGUUGGAUGCAUCGACAGAAUCACUUCAGAGAUUAAUCAGAAUACAUGUGACGGAUUAUCGAGCAUUAUGGUCUCAGGCAUCCAAGAAACUGGGACAACAUAAGGAAUUUCAAAACUUCGUGGAGUUGUUCGGAAUCGAUGCAACGCAGAGAUUGUUUAGACGUCAUAUUAAGAAACUUAAGGAUGAGCAGGUAGCUAAGAAGAUCCAGGGAUACUUGGACAUGUUGCCUGAGAUUCUUCACGAAAUUUGUCCGGAUAUUUCAAGUCUCAUUAAUGAGGAAUGGUCUACAGUGCAACAGUACAUAAAAGAGCACCCAGACUUCCAUCAACACUUUUACGAGUGUCCAGAGGACAUUUCCUGGAUUGACUACGACUUUGGGGAGAAUAAUACCACAAAAAUACCUUACGAUGUUUUAGAGACACCCGAGGCCGAAACUGUCUUUAAAAACCACAUCAAUGCCCUUCAGCAGGAGCAAAGGAGACUCGAAUGGAAAAAGCAGUUCAAACAAUUGCUGGAGGAAACUGGAUAUGUCACGCCUGGAAAACACUUGUCAGAGGUGCGAGUAUUGUUCAUGGGACGUGAAUGCUUUGAGGCACUUUCACAUCACGAUUGUCAGGAGAUUUACGAUCGACAUCAGAAGGAAAUUAUUGAACGCGCUAAACAUAAUUUCCAGGAAUUGUUGCUAGAACAUGCAGACUUGUUUUACCAUUUCAAGAGUAUAGCACCAUCCGGUUCCAUUACACAAGAUGAUAUCAAGGAAAUUACUGAUGCUCUACUGGAUGAUUUUAGGUACAAGACUCUGGACAGACUCGACCAGGACCGCAAAUUAAUGUUAUUCCAACAUUUGGGCUUCGUCCAUUGUCCAAUUCGUGAAUAUUGCCCAGCAUUUCCAAAUUGCAUGGACGCACUGAUUGAACGAAUACUGGGUACAAAAGCCCACAGGCCCUCGUCGUGGAACCACAGUAGUCAAUGGCAAUUAACGUCCGAGAAUAAUCAGCUAAAUUUGGUUAUACUAGGCAGCAAUGGAUUGGGAAAUGAAUUUGCUCGUGAAAUUAAAACUCAAACCGAGGAUGACGAGGUGGAAAUUGAUUGUCAGUUGUAUACACUUGGAUACAGGGUUAUUGAUGGUGAUGUUGGAUUGCCACACAAUUCAUUUACUACUUCCGAUUUCAUGCCACAUGGAUCAUUCUGUGUUUACUCGAACGAAGAUUCAUUCGAAUAUAUAAGAUCAUCUCUGGAGAAAACUCUCCUGUCAAAUCUUGAGCAGGAGGACAGAUUACCGUUCCAGGGUCUUCCAAUAGUAAUAAUGUUCAUUCCUGAGUUGACAAUUGAUGAUAUGGAGGCAAUGAGGCUCAGAGAAGAGGGACAAAAUCUUGCUGACAGCUUGCAGUGUCCGUUUAUCGACGUUUGCGUCGAGGAUUUAGAGCCUGACAAGCGUUUCCCAAGUUCUCUUGUUAAGGAUGCCCUACAGCAGCUCAUACAGUCGAUAAAUCAUCGCGCUGGCUUCUUGAACAUUUACCAGAGUGUCCUCGAAUGCUUGGAACCUGACAUUAGGAUAAUCAUGUGCAUGUUCUGUGGAGAUCCAUAUUCGGUGGAGAACGUUCUGGGCCCACUGCUGAGCCACCAGUGUUGCUUUUUGAGUGGUGAAAAGUCAAUAGUCCUCGAAACAUUCCUAGGGGAGUCCAAGAGACGAGUCGAAGUGAUAAUUUCAAGUUUUCAUGGUGCUAAUGCCUUCAGAGAUGAAUUAGUGCACGGUUUUAUAUUAGUGUACUCGACGAAAAGAAAAGCAUCUCUCGCAACGUUGAAUGCAUUUUCAAUGAACAUACCAAAUUUACCAAUUCAAAUAAUGGCUGUCACUGAUACUGGUGGGGCUAAUGCAUUCUUCACUAGUGAUCUUAGUCAUCUACUUAUCACCGAAGGAAAUGCAACCGCAGAUCGCUUGCAAGCGCAUUUCAUGACAUCAGCAUCGAGUUGCCAGCAAAAAACUGCGUUCUAUACACCAUUCUUCAAGGAAGUUUGGGAGAAAAAACCGGAGAUUGAACAGGCAUUCAACAUGGAGGAGCCUGGCAAUCUCAAUGACAGUGGUGAGGGUACUUUAGAGUACUCUGCACUACAUCCAAUGCCACCACCAAGACACGAGAGUUAUCACCUGCAGACACCAGAUGACGGUAUGUCUGUUACUUUCAGAAGUGGAUCGGAGUCGUACGAGCAACUCACGCCAGACGGUGAUCUUGGUGAUCCUGGGCUCAACGAGCAGUUCAAUGAUCAUCGUGCAACACCCAGUGAUGACAGUGAUAUUUACAGUCAAGUCGACUUCCAUCGAGAAGAACGUGAGCGCGAACUACUCAAAGGAGGAGAUUUUGCCAAUAAACUGACAGGCUGGGUGAAGGACACAUUUAUGCAUCAGGACGGUGUUUCUAACUCGUAUUCGCACCGCGCGUUUACUACAGGUCGUCGUCACAUACCCCAGAUAAAAUCACGACCCAAGGGUAACAGUCAAACAUUGAAGCAGCCUGGAAAAAUUAAUCUGAAGGAUUUUUCAAACGUAACCGAUGCAAUAGCGCGUAUGAAUACUGGUGAUAAAGUCGAGCACUCAUCGAAAAUGGGCCAUGCACCAUUGGCUACACCAGAGCUCGUUGAUCUUGAGUAUGCUCAUCCAAAAGACGUUGUACCAAGUCUCUAUCCAUCGUACGAGGGAGAGUACGCCUAUGCAUUAGUCCAGGAUUCAAUUUCAAAUAAUAAAUCAAAAUUACGACAUAGGAGGGAAAAAGGACAGCCGUCAUACAGUGACUCGGACUCGGAAUGGAGUUCAUUGGAGAGACAGAGGGUUGCUGAUGUCAUUGCUAAAGCUAAUAAGAAAUCAACGACGCACAAGAGGACACGGAAGAAGAGGGCUGCUAUUCCUGUUGCUACACCCAAAGUACCUUCUCUGGGCAGUAUGACCAGUGCUGAUGGCAUUGUUGGGCUCAAUUACAGUGUUAAGGAUGAUAAAACUUGGCGAAUUGAUCUCACCGAAAGGGUAUCGAGUGAAACACCGGAUAGCUCAGAGUCUAGUGAGCCUGAACACGGCACGAGGUCAAGAUUAAAACCUAAUAAACACGCGCCGGUUAGUGUGAGAAAGAGAUUUGGAAAUUCAGCUGCAACGCUACAGCAUCCAUUCAACCUGAAACACGUAACCCAGGAUAUGUUCAGUGUGUCCUAUGAUGAAUCCAGUUUGGACGUUUCCUCUCCUCGAGAGAUUAAUUCUCCAAGUGGUAAGGACGGUGACAAGCUAACGAGGAAGAAGGACAAGCAGAAGGCAAAGGAGGACGAGAAGCUGGAGAAGCGUAGGCAGAAGGAGGAGAAGUUGCGAAAAAAUGCGGAAAAGGAGAAGGAACGAGAGAAGAAAAAACAGGAGAAGAUUAAGCAGACCAAAGGGACAAAUCCAGGGGCACCAAUGUCUGGACAAUCGCAGCAGUCGCUCAUCGAGGAUUUUGCACAGAGUGAGACCAAUAGAAUACCUCUAUUCCUCGAGAAGUGUGUGAGAUUCAUUGAGGAUGAGGGACUUGAUUCUGAGGGCAUCUACAGAGUGCCGGGAAAUCGAGCACACGUGGAACUUCUCUUUCAGAAGUUUGAGGAGGAUGGAAAUGUGGAUAUUCACUCGUUAGAUAUUCCUGUUAAUGCUGUUGCCACGGCACUCAAGGACUUCUUCUCGAAACGAUUACCACCCUUGAUUGAUAAGGAGCGCAUGGCAGAGUUGGAAGACAUUUCUGGCGCACGAGGUAUCAGCAAACCGAUGUCGGCUACAUGCAUGAAUAUGGAAGAUCGAAGCUGUAGACUUCUUGCUCUACGAUUGAUGCUCAAUAAAUUGAACCCUGUCAAUUUUGACGUUCUCAAGUUUAUUUUUCAACAUUUUGUAAAAGUUGCUGAAAAUUGCAAAUUAAACAGCAUGGACAGUAAGAAUCUGGCAAUAUGCUGGUGGCCUACCCUAUUACCGAUAGAGUUCAACGACCUCGGUAGAUUCGAAGCAAUGAGGCCAUACCUCGAGGACGUCGUUCAAACGAUGAUCGACCAAUACCCCUUCCUCUUCUGCGACAAAGAGGCCAUCGUAAUGGUUUAGUAACGAAUUUCUCAACAAUACAAAACACACAUACACACGUGAACAAACUCAAACAAUUAAUAAUGAACUCACGGACUGUCAUAGAAGGACCUAAAAAUGGUGUAUAAAGUAAGUGAAUUUUUUAAUGAUUUAUCCGAAGCAGUAAUGUUCAUUAUGAGUAAUGAAUAAUUAAUGAAUUUACAUAGAAUUACUGAAACAAUGAAAGAAAACAUAGCGCUUGGUCCUAUUCUUAACAAUAUCAAUAAUUAAUACUAGAGCGCAUUUUGCGUUGAUCCAGAUUUACAUAAUACUGGAUGAAUUGACUUUUAAAAAAUAAUGAAACUUCUUUUGCAACUGAUCAAUUGUCUUGGACGAUCGUCACUGAGGAUAAUGGGCAGUAGAGUCAAUGCAGAUACCAUUAAACUUGUAUGAAUGUGUUUAUUAUACUCGAGAGCGAAUUAUUUAUUGCGAAUGGAAAUAAUGAUUGGGAAAAUAAACAAAAAGAUCGAUGUUGCUUUUUUUAUUAACGCACGUGAGCAUUCAGGGGAGGAAAAACAGACAAUUGGUGAUGUUAAUUGAUGAGGUGUUGUGGGAUGAUCGUCAAUAGUCGAGUUUUCCAUGAACGUUUUUUCAUGAUUAAAAUAACAAUUGUAAAUUAAAUGAAUCAGAAACGAGAUUUAUCCUCAAUUAUUUCGCGGAGAGGAAGAGAAAUGAGUUGUGCCAUGCCGAUUGUAGCCUGUUUGAGGGUGAUCGAUGCACGGCAGUGAUAUAAUAUUUGCUUACACCAUUCCGUCUAAUUGAUUAAUGAGGGGCGGGUAGGGGAGGAUUUUUUUGUCGGGCUGGGCUGAAUGCUGUGUUGACGGGGUGAAAUAUAAUGAGUUUUAUCUUAUUAUUGUGAUGAUUAUCUUGGAAAUGAGUGAUUUUGGAAGAUUUCAUAGGAGGAAGAGGGUGUUAAAGGAAAAAUGUUAAAUUUUUCAUUUUUCCAUUGAAAACUUUUAUAUUUUUCAUGCUAUACAUGAGAUUUACAUUCUAAUAUUGUUUUCGUAAUUUUGAAAAUUUACUUUUUCAAUUGCUUGAAGUGCCUGCAUUUUCUAGGAUUUUUGAUAAUUGGCAGCUACACACUGAGCUUCAAAAAUGGGAAUGUCAUUUACUGGUUCAUGAAAACCCCAUAGAUUUAACCCUUUUUGUAAUCAUCAAUCUUUUUUAGUAAAUUGACGGAGAAAAAGUUGGAAAAAAUCAUGAAUAUGGAUUAUUAGUCAAAUUAUCUUUGGGGCAGACUUAUAAUUUUUUAACUAUUCAUUGCUUAUGAAUGAAUGCGUGGACUUGUUUAAAUUUUUGGAUACCAAUUGCUCAGGCAACGUGGGGCUUUCCGGUGGUUCCGAUUCCAAUUCCAUUGGAACUUAAAUUGUGAUGCGAAUUUUAUGAAACUUCUCUUCAGAAAAUCACUCUUUCUAGCGAUGAUUGCAUGAUUAAUGCGAAUUUCACUGGACUCAUUACUUUCCCCCGCUUGAAAUUCAAUUUUUUAUUAAUAAAAUCGAGCGAGAACCAAAAGCGUAAACUCCCGAAAUGUUUUUGCGGAUAUAAUGGAGGGUAUUUGUAUUGUGCUACAUUGUGGACAAUUCAUCUAAAUGCAUCAAUUGAUCAUAUGCAUGAUUAAUCCACGAGCAAUUUGUUCUCCUCUGAGAGGAUUAAAAUAGCAUUAAAAUGCAUUCAUUCACUGCAAAUUUUGAAUAUUUUGUGAAUCUCAAAAGAAAAUAGUAUCAACUAGUUGUGCCAUAGGAUAGCCUCAUCCAAUCGAAACUGAGAAAAUUCUUUGGUGUAUCACAAUCGCACGAGUACUCGUAUCAUACGAAAGAAUGAAUGUCAAAGAAAUUUUUGGGAAGACGACACUGGAAUUUACAAGUCUUGGAUUUUUUAACCAUAGACCGGAGAGUUCUGUGUCCUGGUUCAGAGCUUCACUCUUUUGAUGUUCUUUACAAAUACCAAGAACUCUCAGCUUUAUUGCAAGAAAAUCCAGUGGGUCUUGAAGUCCACUGCGGUCAUCCCUCGCGUAAAAGAAUAAUUCUAGAACUAUAAAACGUCAUAAACCCCUCGGCCCAUGGUCUUUGAAGUAACGGCGCACAAAUGACUGCCUCCAAAAAUAAAAAUAAUCAACAAAACUCAAAUAAAUGGAUAAUUUCUUCAUAUUUUCUGGUCAAUCUGUUUCGCACUUACGACGAAUUUAUUUAGGCAAUUUAGACAUUAAUGAAAUGAAUUGAAAAAAUCAUAAUAGAGGAAUCUCCUAACUCACUCCGAUGUCGUAAAUUUGGGGAGAAAAGAAUCUGCUUUGUGUGUGAAUCUCGAUGAUUUUUACUCAGUGUUAAAAAUUUGUAAUUUUGAAGAUGCUAUUGCCAAUUUUACGACUUCGGGGGUAAUCGUAGACGCUUCAAAGCUUCAUCAGUGUUAAUAUUUAUAUAGAGAAAUACAUUGAACGAGAGAAAAAAAAAUAAUGAAAAAUUAUGCAAAUGGUAAUUCGAGGAUUGGAGCCAUCGGCUAACGACGGCUCUAUCGUUUCAUUUCACUUAGAAUUUCAUAAAUAAAAAACAAGAUUUUAUACAUUCGUACGUAUGUAAUAAUGUGUAACGAUGUAAUAGAAUGAAAAAUAAGAUGAAAAAUAACGGUGAUUAAUUAAAGUUCUUACAAAACUUGUAUAUCACUGAUGUAUGGAUCUCGAUGCGGAUGGAACGAAUAUUCCUCUCCUUAAAUCGCUGAAUCUUCACAGCCUCUGAACAUACGUUGACUAUUGUCUCGUUACCGCUGAUAUUAAUGUCAGUAUUUACACAUAAAAUUUGUCAUUACACUCUUUUAAAUAAUAACAAAUAAAUGUUGGAGUGGUGAAACGUAGUUGUCAAUUUCGAAUGGGCUUUUUUGCACAUCUGUAUAUUUUCAGACGAAAACACACCCCUGACACAUUCGAUUCUAUCCCCUAUUUAUCUCCAUGUACCCAUUGCCCCUUCUACACAUAUAUAAUUGUUUGUACAUUGGCAGGAAAAAUUGCCAUUGUUCUCGUAUCACGUUUCACCACUCUCAUACGUGAAUGCUGAAAAUUAAAAAAAAAGAAAUUAUGCCUAAACAAUGACCAUUCAGAAAAUCCUGAAUCGGUGAAUUGGCCUGUUGUUUUCUUCAUCCAUCUUCCACUGAACCCCUGAAUAAAAUUGAGGGACCUACAUACUAGUGUAUCUGUGGGAUUGCGAAGAGAUUUGAUAAUAAAACUAGGGUGAGAAUAACAUAAAUAGUGAGUGAUGAAUCUGAGCCUACGAGAGUGGUUGAAUAGUAAUUAAAAAUGUCUGUCCGCUGAUUUUCCAUUGAGAGAAUUUUAAAAAAGUGCGAAAUGCAAAUGAAUCAACUGAUUAAGCCAUCUUUUUCAUUGACAACUGAACGAACCGACUAUAAAAACGAAUAGGCGAGUCUCCAUUCUCCCUUGAGAUUGAAUAAUAAUGAAAGAAGAAUAAAACCACAAAGAUAUUUGUCAAUGAUACUCUGAACACUUUUGACAAUUUAAGACUCUUGUUCCAUUCUACAAUAAAAACGAAGGAAAUGCGAAUGUAUAGAGCAAUAUUGUAAGAAUGAAUCGAGUUGAAAAUGAUUUGAUGUAUAAACGAAUUUGUGCAGUAUUAAGGCUUUUAUUUUAAUUAUCCAUAAUUAUAUUAAUUUCAUUAAUUGAUUCGUGUUUUCAAAACUAUUGAUAUUAAAUAAUUAACAAGAGUGAGGGAAAGAAGUAAAAUGUCAAUUUAAGAAAAGCACAAUGAUGACGAAAGAAAAAUGAAUGUUGGGUAUAAUAUGUCAAAUUAUCCUUCGAUAAUUCACAACCGAAGACGAAUGAAAAAUUCCAGAAUUAAUUAAUUCAACAAUUAAUUAAUCAAAAGUAAACGAAACUGCUUUUUAAUGUGUAUAUAUUGUUGCUUGCGUUCGGCCGAUGUGUGAAAUCGGUCCAUUGAUUAUUCUAGUAUUAUUAAUUCACCAAUUAACGGUGUGGGUGUGUGAGAGAUAAGUGAGUAAUGUUUUUAAUGAAAAAAAAAAUUAUAUAUACGUGUCAUAAUUCAAUUGGUGGGCCUCGGUCGAACGUGAACGUGCGCAUAAUUUAUAAAUUUAUUGAGAGAAAGAGUGAUUGAUUGCGGAUGAACAGAGUGAACAUAUUAUUUGUAAUCAUUCCUGACUUUGUACUUUAACGAAACAGUUUCUGAAAGUUUUCUCUGAUGAUGCUUUUUCAGUUUAUUUUAUUCACGAUUCUGAUGAAGUUUUUUGUUGAAUUUUACGGUGGAUUAUACGUAAAUCAACGUCGAGGUUGAUUACAGAGUUUAUCCUGGGGGAGUGUAGGGUUACAAGUUUAAAAGGUAAUACUGAUGAAUAUCAAACAGUGUAAUCCAUCAUAAAGUUUGACGAGAAGUUUUCAUGCAGUGUGCUCGAAUAGUAAUGAUACAUUUCAUCAAUGAAGAAAGAUUAAUCGAUCCGCAUCAAAGUCUGUACCGGUUAAGAGUCUUCGUGAUGAGUCGAAAUGACACUUUUUUUACCAGAGCCAAGAAAAGAUGGGAAAAAUGAAUGUUUCGUAAUAAGUAUAUGGAACAGAGUUUUUCGUUCUUAUGUGGAAUUUCAAUUGGAUGUUGGAAGUGGGGAGUCCGUCAUUUUUUCCCCUCCAAGUUAAGCCACUUUUGAAUAGCAAUAUCAAAUUGUGGUAUGACAGAUGUAGAGGGAAUUAAGUGAAACAUGAGGGGCUGGAAAAAGAAACACUUAAAAUGGAAGUUGCAAAUUCUCACGAACAAAAGUAUCGAUGUCCAAGAAGUAUUUAAAAUAAAAAUCGUCUUUAUGUACAA
Molecule: messenger RNA, 10137 nt
Organism: Diachasmimorpha longicaudata
Lineage: Eukaryota; Metazoa; Arthropoda; Insecta; Hymenoptera; Braconidae
Gene: RhoGAPp190
Product: rho GTPase-activating protein 190
Exons: 17
Coding region: 404-5308 (1634 amino acids)
Biological process (GO): Rho protein signal transduction; regulation of cell size; regulation of axonogenesis
Cellular component (GO): cytosol
Molecular function (GO): GTPase activity; GTP binding; GTPase activator activity
Source: RefSeq, a predicted model, not a curated record